UGUAGGUGAAUCUGUAGCAUAUUUGGAAAUAAAAUCAGUUUUCAUUAUCAGAAUUCUGUCGCAGCAUGUAUAAGAACAAUUAUUUUCAAAUGACAAUUGUAUGUUUUUUCCGAAGAAACUUCACAGCAAAAAAGCUGUCAAAAUAAAAAUUAAAUAACCAGAAAAUCAUGUCAAAAUUAUUGAUAAUUUUUUUCGAACGACAAUAGUUAUUGCAACAAUUCCAGAGCAAAAGGAAGGAAGAAAAAUCUAGGAUGAAGGAGCAGUAACAUCAUGUUGCGCAACCUUGCUGCAAAAUGGAUUAAUUUGAAAAGAAUUAAAAUAACAAUGUUUUAUCCAUCAUAUAAUCCAAGAACAUAUUCGGAAAGACGUCGAAGAAGUGGCGAUGGACGAAAAAGAGAGAUCUUUGAGGAAAAAGCGGCCGCUAGUGAGGAAGAAUAUUUUCGAAGAGAGACCGCGAGACAAUUAAAAGAGCUUAAAGAAAAGCAAAAUCAAAUUAAAGAAGAGAAAAAGAAUAAAAAGAAAAACGAUAAAGAAGCGGAAAAAGAUGAAAAGCAGAAAAAAUCUGAACAAGCAGAUAAAACCAAAAAAAAGCCCGAUAGAAAGUGAUAAGAUACG
This is a messenger RNA of Trachymyrmex cornetzi, 615 nucleotides long. Its product is annotated as stress response protein NST1. NCBI's taxonomy places the organism in Eukaryota, Metazoa, Arthropoda, Insecta, Hymenoptera, Formicidae. The record is from RefSeq and is a predicted model, not a curated record. The coding region runs from base 271 to 606 and encodes 111 amino acids. The transcript is spliced from 2 exons.